Xiphophorus maculatus (southern platyfish) is the source of this 1809-nucleotide messenger RNA. RefSeq names its product cytoplasmic phosphatidylinositol transfer protein 1-like (gene pitpnc1b). Gene Ontology annotation, biological process: phospholipid transport. Gene Ontology annotation, molecular function: phosphatidylinositol binding; phosphatidylinositol transfer activity. The transcript is spliced from 11 exons. Bases 707 to 1603 code for a protein of 298 amino acids. The record is from RefSeq and is a predicted model, not a curated record. Gene Ontology annotation, cellular component: cytoplasm. NCBI's taxonomy places the organism in Eukaryota, Metazoa, Chordata, Actinopteri, Cyprinodontiformes, Poeciliidae.
UAAGAGGAACUGAAAGCAGAGGAGGCCGGUUUAGAGAGGAGGAGCACCGCAGAGACAGGAAGGUUACACAUGCAGAGGAAUUAAACAAAGCUCAGACAGAGCCAGGAGGGGAAAGGUUGGUUAACUGCAGGUCUUUUUUUUUUUUGCCUUAGCUAAUUACCACUUUGCUUUUACUGCAGUACCAGAAAAGCAGGGAGAAAACAGCAAUCAGAGAGAACAGAAAACGGAGACAAGAAGCAGCCAAGGAGAGAGUACUAGCAGCAGUUAAGAAGUCGAGUCAAGAUUAAUUGAGGAAGAGAAGACAAAAGCAGAGACGAGCCUCAGAGAAGCGGAAAAAGUAAGAAAACAGUAGACAUUCAUUGACAAAGAGGUGGACUCAACUCCACGGACUCCUGACAUCAGCAAAACAAAGGGGAGAAGGAGAGCGGCUGUAAAGAGGUCACUGUGGUCCAUGUGCUGCGUGCCUGAGCAAGUCUACUAUGCAAGCGAGACAACACAGAUAAACAAACCAAAGCACAGUGUCUCUGUUCACCUCCAAAAGACAGUGUUCCCUGCAGCAGCACCAUGUUGAUGAAAGAGUAUCGCAUAUGUAUGCCACUGACGGUGGAGGAGGUGCCUGAAUGCUAAAUGCUCUCACAGCAAUUAGCAAACGCCUGCUGGAAAUGCAAGUCUGCUGAGAUCACCCUACAAACUACUUCUCAGUCCAAUGCUCCAAAGAAUGAUGUACAAGAUUGGGCAGCUCUACAUGAUCAGUAAGCACAGCUGUGAGCAGAGCGGUGGGGGCGAGGGAGUGGAGGUGGUGAGGAAUGAGCCGGAUAUUCACCCUCAGCAUGGUCCUGGACAGCUGACCGAGAAGAGAAUCUACCUCACCAGUAAACUGCCAUCCUGGAUUAAAGCUUUUGUGCCUCGAGUUUUCUAUGUGACAGAAAAGGCGUGGAACUUCUACCCCUACACCAUCACGGAGUACUCAGUAUCAUUCGUCCCCAGGUUCAGCAUCCGCAUUGAGACAAGGUUCGAAAACAACAACGGCAGUAACAACAAUGUGUUUGGGGACAAGCCAACCCCGGAGGGGGACGUUUGCUUCCUGGACAUCCUAACUGACCCCAUCCCGGAAAAGCACUACAAAGAAUCAGAGGAUCUGAGUCUCUGGCGGUCAAAUAAAACCAACCGAGGGCCUCUGGAGAAAGGCUGGAGGAAAAACCACAGCCCCAUUAUGUGCUCCUAUAAGAGAGUGCAGUGCAGUUUCGAGGUCUACGGCUUCCAGACCAGGACGGAGGAUUUCUUACAUAGAAUUGUUAAAGACAUUCUUCUGGUCGGCCACAGGGAGGCAGUUGCGUGGGUUGACGAGUGGCACGGGCUCAGCUUGGAGGCGGUGAGGGAGUACGAGAAAACGAUGCAAGAGAAGACCAACAGCAAAGUCAAAUCUAACCAGAACAACUCAGGCCCACAGGAUUCCUGCGAUCGUCCUGCGAUCUCCCGCUCCAUCUCUGUGACAGACGAGCAUUCCCUGAAGAAGAUGGGAGUGCAGACGGUGGACGUGUCUGGCAAGUCAGCCUCCUCUGGGCUGCACUGUCCCAUUCGCCUAAACUCCACCCCAGAGUGAUACCUCUUUGCCCGAUGGCAACACAGAAAACAAAGUCUAACUUUGUGUCAGUGCCAGCAACAAGGGUUAUGUGAUGUUAUUUGUCAAAAUGCAACAAAAGCCACAGAAUUUCUGCAAGAUUGUUAAAAAAAAUAUUUGGGGUGCAGUUGCAUAGGUAUGGAAAGCUAAAAGUGCUAAAGUCCAAUAAAUAAAUCAUUUUGAAAAUA